Molecule: messenger RNA, 1284 nt
Organism: Penicillium nucicola
Lineage: Eukaryota; Fungi; Ascomycota; Eurotiomycetes; Eurotiales; Aspergillaceae
Product: GTPase-activating protein GCS1
Exons: 4
Coding region: 1-1284 (427 amino acids)
Biological process (GO): regulation of endocytosis; regulation of ARF protein signal transduction
Cellular component (GO): Golgi membrane
Molecular function (GO): GTPase activator activity
Source: RefSeq, a predicted model, not a curated record
AUGUCUCGCAUGUGGGAGGUUGACCCAGAGACGAGGACAAAGCUCCUCCAGAUCUCUAAGACAAAUGGCAACGACAGGUGCUGCGACUGCGGCGCUCCCUCGCCUCAAUGGGCCUCCCCAAAAUUUGGCACAUUCAUCUGCCUCAAUUGUGCCGGUACUCACCGCGGCCUGGGCGUGCACAUCUCCUUCGUCCGCUCAAUCACCAUGGAUGCCUUUAAGAACGCCGAAAUCCAGCGCAUGGAACUGGGGGGCAACGAGCCCUGGAAGACCUUUUACGACGCGCAUCCCGUCCCAACCUCCGAGGGCCGCACCUUCGAAGACUCAACCAUCAAGGAGCGCUACGAGGGUGACGCCGGCGAAGAAUGGAAGGAGCGGCUAUCAUGCAAGGUCGAAGGUCGCGAAUACGUCCUGGGCCAGGAGAAGAAGAACAAUAAUAACAGCAGCAAUGCGAGCCGGUCUAACACGAGCACGCCUUUGAGUCUUGGUGGUGCGCGUGCUGGAUCACCCUCUGCGUCGUCCAUCCGGUCCGAUGAACGACGGGGUGCACCUGGAAAGAAAGAACAGAACGAGGCUUACUUUGCGAAGCUUGGUUCUGAUAAUGCGAGCCGCGCGGAUCAUCUGCCUCCGUCCCAGGGUGGCAAGUUUACGGGCUUUGGCGGUGGUGGCCCUGUGCCGUCGGCUAGCGAGAAGCGGUCUUCUACGUUUGGAGGGUUUGGGGGAUGGGGUGGUGGUGGUGGUGGCGGCGGUGGUCAGUUCGAGGAUCUUCAGAAAGAUCCCAUGGGAACUCUCAGUAAGGGCUUUGGGUGGUUUGCUUCUACUGUUGGGAAGAGCGCUAAGCAGGUCAAUGAUUCUUAUCUCCAGCCUACGGCUAAACAGUUGGCUGAAUCCGACUUUGCGGCUCAGGCGCGUAUUCAUGCCUCGACCUUUGGCCAGAACCUGCAGACUGGAGUCCGCGGUGCGGCUGAUCAGUUCAACAAGUUCGUCGAGGGCGACGAUGGACGAGGUGAAUACCAACGCACACGCAUGGAGCCUGACCGUCGCGAUUUCUGGGAUGAUUUCUCGACCCUAGGCUCAGAGGAGCCGGCUGGCCACCGUCGCAGUGGAUCACAGCGGUCUCAACGGUCUCAAAGGUCUGAUGUUGUUGGCACUGCUGCUAUGCGAAAGGGUCCCACUGCUUCGUCGCUGGCCAACUCCACGCCUGUCUCGGCUGGUGCCGAACAUGGAAACGGUACUACGGCUGCAUCGACCGGCAAGGGGAAGGAGGAGUGGGAUGAUAACUGGUAG